AUGCAACAUGUUUAUGACCUCCGUGUAGUUAAAUUGGUCAUAUUCAGUCCACGGGAACCAGUUCUUCCUCCAGAACUUGAAAAUAUUGUCGCGGUUUUCCGUGAAAUUACCGACGGGGAGGUUUGUGGUGGUGGGGAGUCUCCAAUGUCGCGGAAAUUGUUGGAGACUGCCCUCAAUGUGUGUUCCGUGAUCAGUUCUCGACAGAAUGAAGUGACAACUGCAUGUAUUCCACCAAUCAACCUCAAUCCCAGUCAUUUAACCCUCCUCUAUUUCUCCUCCCCAAUAACUCCACAAUGCCAGCAAAUGCGAGAAAUUCUCGUAGAACUCAGUUCAGACCCUGUUAUGUACAACCGGGCAAUUGUGGAGAUCCCCUCAGAAAAACUGCUUUCUCUGUCCCUUAAAUACAAAAUCCGAGUGGUCCCCACUAUUAUUUUCACCACGACCAAAGGCCACCUCAGGGGGACAUUUCCGCAAAUAUUCCGCGGAGGAGUCCGUCUUUGUUCUUUGGAAGGUGAAGGACUGAGAGAUCAGCUGAGAAAGGCGUUGGUCCUCAGUAUUGACGAACGUCUGGAGUUGUUGGUUGGAAGGGCAAAGGUCAUGCUCUUCAUGAAGGGGACCCCGGAUGUUCCGCGGUGUGGGUUUUCGCGGAAAACCGUGGAGUUGAUUGAUUUUGAUUAUUUUGAUAUUUUGAGUGAUGAGGAAGUGAGACAGGAGUUGAAGAGAUACUCCAAUUGGAUGACCUACCCACAGUUGUAUGUGCAGUCUAAACUGGUGGGAGGACUUGACGUUAUUCAGGCUCAUGCAGUCAAUAAAGGAUUUGGUCCCAAAGAAUCGCGCAAAAAUACUCGAAAUUUCACAGAGCAGCAGCUGAAGGAGGCCGAAAAUACCCCUGGCUUGAUGAGUGGUCAUUAUAAUACUCCCUGCACACCUCAAACCCAUAAAAGACGUGAUAUUGGAACAUAUACCCAAAAACCAGGAAAUAAUUGA
This is a messenger RNA of Octopus sinensis (East Asian common octopus), 987 nucleotides long. Its product is annotated as glutaredoxin-3-like. Lineage: Eukaryota; Metazoa; Mollusca; Cephalopoda; Octopoda; Octopodidae. The coding region runs from base 1 to 987 and encodes 328 amino acids. The transcript is spliced from 5 exons. The record is from RefSeq and is a predicted model, not a curated record.